AAAAAAUGUGUGAUUAGGAAAAAAAAAAAAAAAAAAUGUUUGAAAUUAUUAUGUAGGGUAAUAAUUUUUUUUUUAAUCGACUAAUUUACUGAAGGUACUUGGAUUUUACAUGAGUUUGAUGUAGAAGCAUUGAAAAACGAUUUGCGAUGGACGUGCGAACGGAACGUCCUCGAACUGCAGGACGAAUUGCUCCUACAGGACGAGUUACACCGACCGUCCACCAGAAUCCAAAUGCUGGAAGACGAAAAGCCAUUCCCGUUCCACCACCGAGAGUACCAACUCCCAUGCCCACUGCUAACAACAAUAAAGAAAGAAACAAUGCUAAUGUGGUGGAACCCCCUACUGUUCCAAUACACAAAAAGGAACCUCGCGAGAACAUUGCCAGAAUUGCAAAGCGUUAUCUCGAUGAUAACAUGCAGCAGGCGUGGAUCAAUCCUCGUCUAAUAUCAAUGAUAAAUAUGGAAGCGGUAACAUCGACCGAUUACGAUCCAUCGAAUCUCAGUCGGAACUUCAAUCAAGUGGGAUUUAAUACCUACAAUUAUUCCCAAUUCGAGGAUAAAUAUAAACCUCAACAAAUCUUAAAAUACGGCGACGAAUAUCUUGAGUAUGGGAAAAAUUCCGUUAAAAUGGGAUUGAAUGCAAAAUGGUCGUCACGUCAUCAACAAGAAAUAUCAACAAAAUUCAACCAACGACACCCACGAAGUCAUUCACAGCCAGAAAAACAGCAUCAUCAUUACAAUGAAACAAGAUCAAAAUCACAAGACUCAAGAGAAUUGACAUUCUAUCAAAUAGAUCCGCCCCUCAAGUAUGACAGUCAAAACAUCAAAUAUCAUCAUCAUCAUCAUCAUCAUAAUCAUAGAUCGGGUGAGAAAAUUCUCCAAGGCAAUAAAGAAUUAACAUUUUAUGAAAUUGAUGGUCCACCUGUACAUGAGAAAAAAGAAGUGAAAUUUUCACAACCAGAAAAAAUUGAUAAACGUAACGAUAAAAUUAUUUCAUCUAAACAUAAUAAUCAUGGUAAAUUAAUUCAUCAAGAGCAAAAAAUAACAACAAAUUUUCAAAUGAAUAGAUCACAAUCUGAUCUUGGUGAUAAUCAAUUAACAAAUUUUUCACGAUUACAAAAUGGAUCAUAUAGUGAGCCACCGAAAUAUCGUCCAUUUGAUAGGCCACCAAAAUAUCAAGAGACACCACCGAAAAUUGAACCGCCACCAAAAUAUCAUCAGGAACCACCAAAAUAUUCGGAGAUCGUUAAAAAACAAGAGGAUACAAAACAAACUCAGGAGGAAAGGUCCAGACGUCCUACAACAGUUGGGGGUGGCGUUGUUAGUGGUACGAGAGGGGGAAAUGUACAUGGAGUUGAGGCGCCUUCCAAUAUGGCCAGUAUCACGCCAACCGCGCGCGAGACAACACGGGGAGGCGCCGCUACAUCACGUCAGCGUCAACAACUCAAGUCCACUAAUAUAAACAAUGAUUCGACAAUUAAUAAAGAUGAUUUUCAUGAAUCAUCGGAAAAUUUUGAUAAUUUAAAAUCACCACAACAAUUAUCACGUCCAAUUACUUCUAUUGUUAACGAUACGAUUAAGGAUAACAAAUCAAAAAACACUGUUGAUUCCCUUAUCAAGCACAGUGAAACAACACAAGGUCGUCUCAUUGCUGACAAGUCAAUGAUUAAAUUAGAAAAGACAAAAGUCAUCCACGAUAUUGGCGGUAAGUCAUCUGAUAAGAUGAAAUCCGUUCAGGAUUCAGUUCAUAAACAUGAAUCAACAAAGGGUAAAUUGAAUCACGAUACAUUGGCCUAUGGUGGUUAUAAGGUGGAGAAUUUAAAAUAUUAUGGAGAAUUGAAUUUUAAAUCGUAUGGUAAUAUUGAUAAACCGCCAAGUACUGAGAAAAAUCAUCAACAUUCAUCAUCGGAGAAGAGUUAUCAGAUUAAUGAAAAGUGUCAGGGCAAGUUACUUCAGAGUUAUGUGAAGGGUGGUCAGUCAGAAAAAAGUGUUUAUAGUGACAAGUAUGGUGAUCAUUAUUAUCAUAGAUCGUCCCACGUGAAGCCACAAAAUCCGUAUCAAGUUUAUCAGGAGACCAAGUACUCGUAUAACGUGAGUGUCACACCAGGAACACCAGCGCAAGCCAGCGCAGCCGCAGCUUUCUUUGCAAGAGCUGCACAGAAACUAAAUCUUUCGGCGAGUCCACAUCGAAGACGUAGAUCAGGCGAUGAUAUUGAUGAACAACCCUUUUUUCCCAAUGGCUAUGCAGCUCUUCUACAGAAAUCUCCUCCUCCUGCACCACCGGCACUUCUUAGGAGGAUAGGCGUCAAAGAGUUGUCUGGAGUCGGAAAGGUGAAGGUAAUGUUAAGAGUCUCGCCUGGAGAGGGUGGUAGUUUUUUCAACGCCGACAAAAGGAAAAAGCAAGUGACCUUGAUCGAUCCAGCCUCGGCCCAAUCUUCAACAGCUGAAGAUCGCAGGCCGACUGUUGCCGCACCAAAAAUGUUCGCUUUCGACGCAAUUUUCACGGAAGAAGAUUCUCAGACGGAAAUUUGCUCGAGCGCUCUCACAGAUGUCAUCCAUGCUGUAAUCAAUGGAACAGACGGCUGCUUGUUCUGUUUAGGACACGCUGGUCUCGGAAAAACUCAUACAAUGUUGGGAACUCCCGAAGCGGGUCACACCUUAGGUGCUAUUCCAUGUGCAAUAACUUGGCUUUUUCGUGGAAUUUCUGAACAACGACAAAGGACAGGUGCAAGAUUUAGUGUGCGAGUCAGCUGUGUUGAAUUAUCAGCUGGACAACAACAAUUAAAAGAUUUAUUAGCAGCCUACGCAAAUGAUUCUGAGCAAUCGCCAGCUGUAUAUUUAAGGGAUGAUCCUCUUUUCGGGACUUUGCAACUUCAACAGCACAGUGAACUUCGUGCUCCGACUGCGGAACGAGCAGCUUUUUAUCUUGAUGCCGCUGUUGCUGGUCGUCAACGAGAAGGCGAUACUCAUAUGCUUUAUACUCUUCACGUGUAUCAGUACAGUGUUGCCGGUAAAGGCGGAGUCGCUGGAGGUAGAAGUAGGCUACAUCUAAUGGAUCUAGGAAACUCGGAUCGAGGGAAAUCAUCAGGAGGAAUACCACUCUCAGGUCUGGGAAACAUUCUUAUAGCAAUUUUUAAUGGGCAAAAACAUUUGCCCUAUAAAGAGCACAAACUAACUCAAUUGCUCAAAGAAUGCCUUGGAUCAUUAACAUGUCACGCGGCAAUGAUAGCACAUGUCUCACCAAAUUCACAACAAUACAGCGAAACCCUAACAACAGUUCAAUUAGCAUCGAGAAUACAUCGUAUGAGGCGGAGGAAAAUUAAAUUCAUUGGAAAUAAUGGACAGGGUACAGGAAGUGGUGGUAGUUCAGGUGAAGAAGCUGCUAGACAAAAUAGUGAAUGUGAUCCAAGUUCAAGUGAUCUUUCAGCUGAUACUGUUAUUUACGUUGGUCCAAGUACAGAUGACGCAACUGACGGUGAACAUCCUCCUGUUUAUAUUCCUAGUCUAAAUUCAGGUGAUAAUCGAUGUGCAAUGGGUCGAGUUCUACGCGGUUCAGCUGCUGAAAGACCAAAUAAAAUCGCCGAAGAAAGAAGUCCAGCUCAUAAAGCAACUAAAGCAGUGAAAGCAUUAACUCAAACAGCAUCAAAACAAACAUCACCUGCUCACAGUUUAACACCCAAAGCGAGUCCUGCGAGAAAAAUUAAUUCCACAAAGGCUUCAGCAUCAAAAAAUGCUGAUUCUCCAAAUAGUAAAAUUCCCGUUGCUGUUACAACUGGUGGUUCAGAUGAACAAUGGAUCGAUGGACCAAGAAUCUCAAAAUCCAAAGUUGCCGAAGCAAGACACUUAUUAAAAGACUCACAUCACAAGAGAGAAACCUGGAUAGAUGGUCCAAUGCAAUUAACAACAUCUCUUCAUCAACAACACUCUGGUUAUGGUUUUAUGGACAGUCAUAAAAAGAGUAUGAUUAGAAAAUGGGUGGAGAAUCAAUCAUCACAAAUUCAAAGAAGUAAAUACAAUUCCCGAAAUGAUUCUAAAAUUGGACAAUCAUCACAAUUUAAAGAAUUAUCAAAAAAUAUCGACGAUGAUGAAACAUCAUUAUCAACAAUAGAGAGCGAAAGUAUAAAGGCAAGUGAAAUUGAAGAUAUAACCGAAAAAUUAGGAGCUAAAUUAAAUCUUCUUAAUGUAAAAUCCAACACUGAUUCUGGACUCGAUUUAACUGCAAGUCCAAUACUUGAUAAUUCUCGUAGUAAACUCAAUGUUCAUGAUGAUGAAGAUGAUGAUGAAGAAAUUGUCGUUCCUCCGCCAUUGCCUCUAAUAGAACCUCUUAGCAAUGGCGUAAGUCGCGAAGUUUCCAUGGAAAGUUUAAAUCUCUCUCAUAAAGAUAUCGUUCUACCGUCCAGACAUUCAUUGUCUUCAGAAGACGAGAUUUUGGAAAUUGUCGAAGUUGAAGAUCUCGAGCCUGUUCCAAUGCAAGAUUCUUGUCUUCAAGUUACAGAAGAGGACAUUGCACUCUGCAUGGGAGAAAAUCCUUUACCCGAAAGUGAUCAAGAAGAACAUCCACUCAGGAUACUAAGUCAGGAAAAUCUCACCGUUGUAUCAACAUUCACCGAUUCAAUGUCGGUGAUGUCGGACACUGAACGAUAUAGACCUCAAUAUCAAUUGCCAGUGGGAAUGGGAAUGUUACCGCGGCCUUAUUUCGAUCACGAAGACUUUUUGGAACAGGAAAGCAGGCACAAGUUCGAUCAAUUGGCUCGACUCCACGAGUUAUACCAAAGUAAAUUAGCCCUUGCCAACGUUUCAAAUUCCGCGACUUACCAAAGGGAAAACUCCUCAUCAGUCACCAUCAGAGAUGCUCCAUCCGCCACGACAUUCCGUCCACCUUCCCGGUGUCAAUCAUUAUCACUCUCGGACGUUCUCUUCAAUGACAACGCAAGCAAUCAUGGCAGUACCUUCAGUGAACCGGCCUAUAUAGCUGGAAAAUCAGAACAGGAGAAAAUUUGUGACAAUUGUCGACAAACAAUGUCACGACCAGAGACAGCAUCCUACUGGUAUCCAAGUAGUGUAGCACAUCUUGCCAGUCCCAGAAGAUAUUGUGGUAAAUUGGGAGAAUGCAAUAUUUCAAGUCUACGACAUCCCGACGGUGCUUCAAAUCCAAAUCUCAAAGAGGAAAUUGAAAGGAUACCUGGUAACGGAGCCUCGGGCUCCGAUCCUGAAGAGGAAUAUAUCGAAGCUAAAAAACUCUUUGGUACAAACGAAAGAACGGAAAGAACAGUUACCGGAAAAUCUGAUAUCGAAGAGGACCGAAAAACAAUUGUUGCGACACCACUUCAAAUAUCAAUACCAAGUUCAGUGCCAUCAUCGGGUCGAAUGCAACGCAAAAUUCUAAGUCUAGGAUCAUCAUUUGGUUUGAAUAAAGAUGGUUAUGAUUCGGGGGCUGAUUCAACGCCAAGAGCUGCUAAACUUUCACCAGCAACACUAUCGAGACAUCGAGCAGAGAGUUCAGGAUACGACAGUAUUGUACGUGAUAGUGAAACAAGUAGCAUUGCAAGUGACUCGUCAAGACACACAAAUGCCCUCCAAGAACAUCAAGCGGUGGAACAACCGGGGGCAGGAUGCGUGCUCCGGGUCCCGGCCCAGGGAAUUCCCGCGGGGAUUCUCGUCUACACAGGCGAGGACGUAGCAACUCUGGACAGACGCGCACAGCUGCGCUCGGAGCCGCGUGGAAUAAUGUUCAAGAUACACAACCUACGUCUGCGCCAGCGCCUUCUUAGACGGGAAUUACGCGAUGCUAAAAGGCGACUAAUGAUGUCCGAUGACCGUUGGAGUUACGAACUGCACGUGGAGGACAGUAUGGACUGGCGGGAUCCAGCUUUCUUGGAAGCUCUCGAGGCAGAGACGUUCAUUCUCCAAAAAAGAGUGGAAGCCUGCAAGAGUCACGUGAUACUGAUAACCUGUUUCGAUUCGUAUCCAAGGAGAGAAUCAAUAUACUUGGAUACACCAACUGGAAUCAAAAUCACCUAACAAUUAUUCGGAUCAGCGCAAAUUACUACGUGCUGAUCAUUCAUUCCAAUUGCAACUCCAUUAGAAACAAAAGUUAAAUGCUUCUUUGUUGUAAAGAAAAUAAAGAAAUGCAAAUUUUGAAAAAGACUAUUUAAAUAGAAAAAUUGGGAUUCUACAUAUGUAGGAAACUGUGACUGACGUGUGUGUAAAACAAAAUCCAAAAAUUGAAUGCUUUAAUUUUUUUUUUUUUUUAAAUUUCUAAAAUGCAUUUUCAAAUGCUUUCCAAUGUUUUUGUUUUUUAGAAAUUUGACCAAAAAAAAAAAAAUUACAGCAUUGCAAUUAUAUUCCAUUCAAAUAAAUAGAUGACUAUAAUUAAAAUUGUUUCUAUUGUACUUUUUCCCAUCGUUUUUUAAUUGAAAAAAAAAGAAUUGUCCAAACUUUGUUAUAUAAAAAAAAAAACUGCCAUUGUAUUUUAAAAAUUCGUUAAAUUAUCAUGAUAAUCGUCAUUAAUUACUGAGACUGAAAGAUUGCAAAGGCAACAGAUAAACAGCUAACUUCCGAUUAAGACUGUUAGGCAAUUUUUCUAUUUCUUAAAACAAAAAUGAGACGAAAAUAAAGAAUAAGUGAAUAAAUGUAUGUGUGUGGGAUUUAAUGUUACAAAAAAUGAAUUUAAAGAAAAAGCCUCUACGAGAAAAAUUACAAUUUUCAUACAAAAAUUUUUCAUUAAAAUUUUAAAACAAAAUUUUCAAAUUAUCACAAUUUUCUAAUAACAAUUUUUAUCGUAUCAAUAUUUUUAAAGUUUUUUUUUUCUUUUUUUUUGAACCAACUAAUCUAUUUAAUACAGAACAAAUUUAAAAAUUUCAUAUCGAAUUUGUACAUUAAAAACUUUUUAUAGAAAAAUAUUCCAAGUUUUUGUCUUCCUAAUGAUGUUCUAAGUUUCGAAAUUUUCUUUUAAGAGCGUGAGAGAAAAACAGAGAGAGAGAGAGAGACAUAAAAAUUUGUAUUUAUUUUUUUUUCUAUAAUUUAAAAAUUAUUAACGAUCAGGGUGCGAUAAGAAUCGAACUGACUCUUCCGAAAACAAAAAAUGCAAAUCGUACUGCCAAAUCAAUAUACGAUUUACAAUUAAACACAGGCCGUAAGUAUUAAUAUUAAUGCACGCACGUUAAUUCAAAAUAAUAUCGUAGCUUUAAUCGUUAUCUCGCAGUUACUGCACUUUGUAGAGCUCCUAUAAUUCACUUACAAUUAGAGAGACUCCAGUCAUUAAUGAAAAAAAAAAUAAAUAAAUAAAAAAAAAACGUAGCUCAUCAAAUUCUACCACACGCAUAGAUUACAAUAUUAUAAUAAGAAACUUUUCUGCGUGAGCCUCACCCUCCGUUUUCAAAACCAGAAAAAUCACAAUUUUCGUCUCUUCAACAAUAAUAAAUGCUAAUAAUUUUAAAUUACACAAAAAAAAAAAAAUUCUUUUUAUAUAUAAUACAAUUUUUGUUGACCCUUCUUUCCCUAUAAUUUGACUAAAUAAAUUAUUUAAAAUAUUUAAAAAAUUAAUUAUGUGAAUAAUUAUUAAUUAAUGUUAUUUGUAUUAUUAUUUAUAAUUAUUUAUGUUAUUAUUUAUUAUUAUUAUUUGGAUUAUUUUAAUAUUACUUCAGAUACUAAAUUUUAAAUAAUUUUAACUUUUUCAUGUUUGAAAAGACGAAAACUGUAAAUUUACUGUGUUAUUCUGAAUGUAUGUUUCUUUUGACAUAUAAUAAUUGGAAUCAGUCGCGCGGAAACGAAAAAUUAUUUUAAAAAAUCCAUUCUUUUUUUUUAUUGACUUGAGAGAAAAGAAAAAAAAAAACAUUUCAAAGAUUGUCACACGUCCAGAAUUUUUAACGAUUUUCAAUAUAUAUAUAUAUUUAUUUAUCGGACUAAUAUUAGUGCUCUCGAAAUUUGGAAAAAUUUUAUAAAUUAAUUUUUACAUAUAUAGGUAGCUGUGUAAAAGGGCCAAUUUUUAAGCUCUUGUUUGCCAAUCUCAUUGGCAAGAAAAAGAAAAAAAAAAAAAUCAAUUGCCAAAGGGAGCCAGUCCGUCUGUCAUAAUUGAUCUACUUCUAAAUCCCUUUCAAAAAGUAUUGUACCAUAGUCAUUGUAUUAUAUUUAUAUUUGAUAUGUACAAAUUAGAUAUGUAAUUUCUUGUAAUAAAGAUCAAUUUACAAUGGGU
This is a messenger RNA of Leptopilina boulardi, 8193 nucleotides long. RefSeq names its product kinesin-like protein GA13060. The transcript is spliced from 16 exons. NCBI's taxonomy places the organism in Eukaryota, Metazoa, Arthropoda, Insecta, Hymenoptera, Figitidae. The record is from RefSeq and is a predicted model, not a curated record. Gene Ontology annotation, molecular function: microtubule motor activity; ATP binding; microtubule binding. The coding region runs from base 147 to 6020 and encodes 1957 amino acids. Gene Ontology annotation, biological process: microtubule-based movement.